AUGGAGGACUGUCUUCACACCUCCUCUGAAAACCUCUCCAAGCUGGUGAGCUGGGCCCACAGCCAUGGGACCAUCUGCAGCCUCAUUCCGAACCUCAAGCACCUACUCUCCGAGGGGACCCACGGCAACCUGACAGCCAUGUGGGGCUGUAGUGCCGGCCAUGCCUACCACUGGCCUCUGGCUGCCACUUGCCGGGCUGGCUCCCAGGAGCGUGUCUGCUUCCAGGACAGCCGCAGCUUCAACUCGGACAGCCCCAGCAUGCUGGGGGUGCCCUCGGAGGUGCAGGCCAGCCCGCUGGAACGCUACCCAAACAGGACAGGGAAGGCCAAGCUGGACUGCACCCGCACCCGUGACUCCUGCGACUUCUCCUACUGCAGUGAGCCGUCUGAGCUGGGUGAGCCUGUGGAGGAGUAUGAGGAUGAGGCCACCCUCUUUGACAUGGUCUGUGAGUCCUCUGUCACUGACGAGGACAGCGACUUUGAGCCGCAUCCCCACCGGGCCCCCACCGGCCCCCGCAAGCGUCCGGCUGCUGGCCUGCCCACCGCUGCCCAGGCCCAUCCCGCUGACGACGGUGGUGGUGAGGUGCUCCUCAAGAAGAUCAAGCAGGAGCUCCCUGAGGACUACUACAUAGUGGCCAACGCCGAGCUGACGGCUGGCGCUGAUGGGCCGGCCCUGGCCCUGACGCAGAUGUCCAAGCCCAAGCCGCAAGUGCAGGCGGGGCCCUCCUGCCUGGGCCCUGCCAGGGCCCCGCCUCAGCCCACCGGCGGCCCUGACCCCGAUCCACAGCUCCUCUCCGCCUCCCCUCCAGGCGCGCUCCGGCAGGCCACACAGAGACCACCCCGGGGCCCCUUGGCCUCCCCAGCACGGGGGCCGGGCGGGGGCCCUGUGGCUGCCCUGCAGGUGCCGGCCACCAGCUCCAACACCACAGCCGCCACCGGGAAGCCAAUCAGCAUUCCCCUCUCGGCCCUGCAGCUGCCUGGCCAGGAGGAGCCGCCGAGCACGGAGGAGACCCUCCCCCCUGCCCCACAGCUGGCCCCGGGUGUCGAGGUGGCCAGCUCACCCUCGGUGAGUGCCGAGCCUGAGGUCAGCUCCAGCCAGCAGCAGCCCCAUGCUGCGCCUGCCACCACCCCCGAAGCAGCGGCGCAGUUGAUGCCAGCCUAUUUGACUAAGCUCAACAAGUUUGCUGUCUCUAAUUCUGAUGACGACCUCAAGUACCUGUGCAUUAGUGCUAUGAGCCCCAACACCACCAAGGCUACCCUCUAUGCUCUCAACCUGUAG
Molecule: messenger RNA, 1278 nt
Organism: Indicator indicator
Lineage: Eukaryota; Metazoa; Chordata; Aves; Piciformes; Indicatoridae
Product: KIAA1958 ortholog
Exons: 2
Coding region: 1-1278 (425 amino acids)
Source: RefSeq, a predicted model, not a curated record